GGACAGGGGCUGUGCGUAUUUCGUUUUUCGCAUCCGACCUCGGGACAUUGUGGAGAAUCACAUUCCUCUUUCCAACACCACGAGGUUGCCACAACCAGAACCAAUCGUAAUCAUCAUACUGAAUCUGACCUCGUAUAUACAAACGUGCUAGCUUGUGAUGGGCGAGACCCGUCGAGCGCAUCGCAAGUCGCGGACCGGAUGUGACGAAUGCAAGCGACGACGCAUUAAGUGUGGCGAAGAGAGACCGUCAUGCGCUCACUGUGUACGCCAUCUCGUCACAUGUGUGUUUCCUGACAAACCUCCUGUGAGAGCGAAGAGAAGCACAGCAUCGCCAUUGCCGACGCGAUUGGCUGCAACGCCAUCACGACAAAGAUCCCCUACUAGUUACACAAGUAUUGUCACUACCGAUUCGUCACUCUACACACUUAGUGACCUGGCAUUGCUGCAUCACUGGACUAUGGUAACGAGCCCCAAUAUUGUACAUUCGUCAUGUGUGAACUACAUCUGGCAAGCAGCAUUUCCACAAUUUGCUUUCACCAACGGUCCGUUGAUGAGUAGGUUACUCAGCAUUGCCGCAUUGCACCAAGCCUAUUUGGAGCCCGCCGAUCGACGGUCAGCCAUGCAGGUUGCCGGGCAACACCAUAGCCGAGCUCUCGAGGGGCUCAUGGGAAGCCUGGACAGCGACAUUGAGCCAAGAGGUGGAAAUUCCAUAUUCGCAAAUGCAGUGUUGACGUUUUUCUACGCCUUUAUCUCCUUUGGACCUCUCUACAACAAUGAAUUCGCAAUGGCCACUCCGCAUACCACUCGCGUUCUAGGCGCUUCUUGGAUACCUUUAAUACGCGGACUGCACCCUGUCAUAGAGCGAGUUCGAGAGCAAGUCCUGGCAGGUCCUUUAAGCUCUUUACUGGACAUUUCCAAGUGGAUGGAGCUUCAGCCAGGCACGGAAGAUGAUGACGAAGACAAACAGAUCAAUCGCAUAAGGGACCUGUGGAGCCAAGGCAAUUUUAGCGAUGAAGACAAAGCCACCUACGAUCAGACUUUGUUCGCUUUGAGGCAAUGUAAUAUGUGGUUGAAGCAGUCUGAGAGCUGGUAUGAUCACACUUCUCUGCGAAAAGCCAAUUACGGACCCUGGUCUGGGCCUUUCAUUUGGAUCUCAGUAACACCCGAAUCCUUCUUCACGCUUUUAGAACAGCGGCAAGCACCGGCAAUGAUAACUUUUGCUUGCUUUGGCGCCUUGAUUCACCGAAUGGAUCACUACUGGUGGAUAGAAGGCUGUGGAAAGAGCAUAGUUGAAGUCGUGGACCAAUGCCUGGGUCCUUACUGGAGUGAAUGGCUAGUUUGGGCCAGGCAAGUUGUGCAGUCAGAACCGUCAGCUUGAAUGCUACCAAUGAACGUUGAGCACAGAAACGAGCUCUUACUUGAUGUUUUACAACUACUUACAUAGGGUAAGCAUGGACUGUGGCAAUUUUGCCAUCGAACUAACGGUUAUAGACGUUACUUUACUCAGGCUGCAUGCCAAGACCCAAAUGCUGGCUGCAGAUCGGUUGAUGGGCGGAAGCGCAGGUACAAUUUAUUUUGACUGCCGACUCCAACGAUCACGGGUAGGCCGUGCGAGUCCUUGAGAGCUGCAGGAUUGUUCUAUGUACAAGUCUGUAACGGACUGGGGGACUGUUCGGAGGGCUGGGUCCAUACGCCUGUCUUUGCGCAGUCUGACCAUCGUCGAGUCUGGUGUGGGGAUUAUCAGCAUGAAGUUCAGACUAAGUUGUGUAAGUCGUACGAGG
This is a messenger RNA of Boeremia exigua, 1781 nucleotides long. RefSeq lists its product as uncharacterized. The transcript has 2 exons. Gene Ontology annotation, molecular function: DNA-binding transcription activator activity, RNA polymerase II-specific; zinc ion binding. The record is from RefSeq and is a predicted model, not a curated record. Bases 158 to 1378 code for a protein of 406 amino acids. Gene Ontology annotation, biological process: regulation of transcription by RNA polymerase II. Lineage: Eukaryota; Fungi; Ascomycota; Dothideomycetes; Pleosporales; Didymellaceae.